GGAAUGUAAACUAUUCAACAUGGAGACAGCAGUUGAUAAGCUGGAGGCUAUGUUCCAGAAAGCAGAGGCUGAUAUAGACUAUGUGGAAAAGAGACUGAAAUUUGACUUCAUGACCAGUGCUCGAGAGAAAGGCACUGUGGAGGGAAACCCCAUUCAGCUGCUGGAGAACCUGCAAGCUGUGAAGGAGCGCCACGCGGCUCUGUGUGCUCAGGUGGAGGAGAUCGCCGCUGAGCAGAAGCGCUCGAUGGAGUCAAUCCGGGCACACUUGGACACCACAGUCAAGCUUGUGGAAGAACUGCAGAACAAGGCUGAUAUACAGGCUCCCCCACUCACAGAAGCAGAACUGGAGGCAAGAGAUGCCAUUUGCUCAUCAGUGGCUGCUGUUUUUGAGACUCUGCCAGCACCUGUCAUACAAAAGGAAUUACACUCACAUCGAGUGUGUGAGAAGGUGACUGAGGUGGAGUUUGAGGCUGUUCCACGAAGUAUCCGUGGCAACGUUAAGCUUGGUGAUCUCAACACUCUCUACAAGGAGCUAACUGAGCACUUUUCUUUAGAAAAGAACAGGGGGCCAGUAAGCCUGCAGAAGAUGCUGAAACUGAACAUGAAAUUCAGCGACUGUGCAGUUAAAACGCUACAACAUCUCUCACUCAUCGAAGUAGACAAGAAGGGACUCAUUUCUUUGUCUUCAAGGGACUAGAAGAGAGAACCUGAACUGGCCCAGAGAGACCUCUGAGACUCUCAGCACUGUAACUGUGCAGCAGCUCUCUCGCUUCCAACUUUCCAGCAUUUGUUUCCCUAAAAUCAUUGGACCGUAAUGUGGGCGGAACUCACAGGCUUCAACAGUAAUGAAGGCGGAUCUCAUGGUCAGUGAUAUGGGUGGGUCACAGAGUUACAGCUCACCUGUAAAUACAGGGUUGAAUAGCUAGACAACAUUCCACAUAAGACCCAUAAAAUUAGCUAACAAGACAAUUCCACUCAAAUGCAAUGUGUGCACUAACAGACCUUUGAACCCCAGAUGCUCAAAGCGGUCUACUUGGCAUAAGUGUCUGCAAUAAUUUUCUUUUUAAAACACAAAUAUCAAUGACCUUCUACAGAUUUGUCCAGAUACCUAAAAGUGAAAGGAGCAUAAUGUUUUUCACUAUUUUUGUACAAAAGUAGAGUUAGACUCGUUUUCUUUCAGGAGAUGGUGAUCAAAAUGUAUACAGAAAUUUCUAGCAUGGAUGAGUUCUGUAUGUGGAGUACUUGGCAGGAUGGAUGCGGUCAUCUACUGGUUUUUGUUUGUUUAUUUGUUUAAAGCUUUGUCAAAUCACAGAAAACGAUGUACAACCACAGUGGUGUGUUUUUGUUUUUUUUUUAUAUAAAAUGGAUGUAAAGGCUAAUAACUACUGAACAUGGUCCAAUAUAAAGUUUUCAUAUAUGCAGUCAGAAGGAAAUUCAUUUUAAAUAAUUUAUCAAACCUCUAACAGAAGGAUAAAAAAAACUAAGUAUGCCAAUAGUGGGAAUACCAUUAAAUAAUUAAUUUACAUUGUAAG
Messenger RNA from Electrophorus electricus (electric eel), 1532 nucleotides. It is a transcript of the gene ska2, whose product is annotated as spindle and kinetochore associated complex subunit 2. Gene Ontology annotation, molecular function: microtubule binding. Gene Ontology annotation, biological process: cell division; chromosome segregation; mitotic cell cycle. Gene Ontology annotation, cellular component: spindle microtubule; outer kinetochore. The record is from RefSeq and is a predicted model, not a curated record. NCBI's taxonomy places the organism in Eukaryota, Metazoa, Chordata, Actinopteri, Gymnotiformes, Gymnotidae.